Messenger RNA from Cladocopium goreaui, 1318 nucleotides. The record is from the annotation of a GenBank genome assembly. Lineage: Eukaryota; Dinophyceae; Suessiales; Symbiodiniaceae.
CUGUGGUUGCUACAAUUUGUAGGACGGCUGUUCCUGUCCAAUCCUUUGCUGUGGAUGGCUUCACCAAAGCCAUUUGGUGGUGGUGAUGCUUUGACCGAUGUGCCCAGUGAUGUUAUGGCACAUCCCAGAAGAGGCUACACGGGCACAAUGAAACAAGUUGCUCAAUCACUUGGAGCAACCUAUGUGGAUUUCUCAGCAUCAGAUGCUCAGGGCAUUGGUGGUGGUGGAAAUGAUGGAGGAGAUGAAGGUGAUGACAAGAAGGCUUCGGGUGCUGGAGGUGGUGAUGGAGGAGAUGACCCAGAGGAGCCAUCAGAGAGUGAAAGUGAGAACGACAAUCAAGAGGAGGAGGAAGAAGAGGAGCAGGAGGAGGAAGACGACGAGACAAAGUCUGACACUUCAGGUGAUGAUGCCAAGUCAGAACCGGUCAAAGAAGAGACCAAGUCAGAGACCAAGCCAGAGACCAAGCCAGAGGAUGUGAAGCCGUUUCCGCACGAGAAAUACAUUAUCAGCAUCAACUUUGUGAUGUCGUCCAUCAACUACACCUAUGUGGUGAAGACACAUCCCAAGAGCAUGUGGUCUCAGGUCAAGGGCGCUUUCUUCUGUCAGCAUCCUGCCAAGAUGAAUGACAGGAAGUCAUUUCGCUUUGUCUAUGCCAAUGAGAACUUGGAGGACAUCCCAUUCAGUGGAAGCAAGACAUUGGCAACCUUGAACAUUCACAAUGGCGCCAAUGUCUAUGUGAGCAUUGCUGGUUAUGGUGGUGCUACUCAGGGCAAAGUCAAGAAGGCUGACAAGGUGGCAGUGGCACUUGCUCGUUGUCAAUCCACUGCUCAAAGGGCUGACCGCAACCCUUUACCAGCAGACCUUUUGGCAAAGGCAGAGAAGCUGUAUCAGGAGAUGACAAAUGACAAUUCAGGACGCUACUUGAUGGGCAAGGUGAAUGUGAUGACUGCCCCACAGGCUGGAGCAUUGCUUGAGGGCUUGAAUGAUAUGACGAUGACCGAGAAGAACAUUCCCAAGAUGCUUCCAUUCUUUUUCCCAGAGAUUGUGGAUGAGUUGAAGGCUGUGAAAGACCGCACCGGCUUUACCAUUGAAGCCUUGGAGAGUGCCUUUGUCCAUCAAUUCACAGUGUGCUACUACAGUGAUGAGAAGAACCGCUAUGACUAUUCCUUAAAGGAAUAUGUGAAGAACCGGCUUGAAUUUUUGGAUGCGAUGCUGUGAAAACAUCAGCACCAGCCAUAGGCAUAUCAUUGACCGGCAUUUGGCAUUGAAACUCACCAAUUUCCAGCCCAGAAACUACCAAUUUCCAGCCCAGAAAUUA